Messenger RNA from Phaeoacremonium minimum UCRPA7, 915 nucleotides. RefSeq names its product putative mitochondrial carrier protein. Bases 1 to 915 code for a protein of 304 amino acids. Gene Ontology annotation, molecular function: guanine nucleotide transmembrane transporter activity. Lineage: Eukaryota; Fungi; Ascomycota; Sordariomycetes; Togniniales; Togniniaceae. Gene Ontology annotation, cellular component: mitochondrion. The transcript has 7 exons. The record is from RefSeq and is a predicted model, not a curated record.
AUGUCUCCGCCAAUGGCUUCAGUGAGGGAGAAGGAGUCUAACCUGGCUCGACUGCUUGGCUCUGGAUCUGCUGGUAUUGCAGAACUCGCAGUUUUCCAUCCCGUCGACACAAUCGCGAAGCGACUUAUGAGCAAUGAGACGAGGGUCAAGAACAUCAGCCAAUUGAAUGCAGUUAUCUUCAAGGACAAGCAAGCAGCAUCUGCGGGCAAGAAAUUCGUCUCGUUGUUUCCCGGUCUGGGAUAUGCGGCCGGUUACAAGGUUCUCCAGAGAAUAUACAAGUAUGGUGGCCAGCCGGUAGCGCGCGAUUAUCUUGCUACACACUAUGGAAAGGACUUUGAGCAGGCAUUUGGAAAGAAGACUGGAAAGGCAAUCAUGCACUCCACUGCGGGAAGUCUUAUCGGAAUCGGCGAGAUCGUGUUAUUGCCUCUAGAUGUAUUGAAGAUCAAGCGACAGACCAACCCAGAGGCCUUCCGUGGACGUGGUGUUCUCGCAAUCGUGAAAGAUGAAGGGUUCGGACUUUACAGAGGAUGGGGAUGGACAGCUGCUCGUAACGCACCGGGCUCGUUUGCGCUAUUUGGUGGUUCUGCUUUUGCCAAGGAGUUCCUUUUUGGACUCCAGGAUUAUAACAAGGCAUCAUGGUUCCAGAACUUCAUUGCCUCAAUUGCUGGUGCAUCAGCGUCUCUGGUCGUUUCUGCUCCUCUCGACGUUAUCAAGACCCGUAUCCAGAACCGAAACUUCGAGAACCCCGAGAGCGGCUUCAAAAUUCUCUCCAAGAUGGCUCGGAAUGAAGGUCUAGGCGCCUUCUUUAAAGGUCUUGUUCCCAAGCUCCUCAUGACUGGACCGAAGCUGGUGUUCUCCUUCUGGCUUGCCCAGACACUUAUCCCGGCUUUCGAUGGCAUGAUUGCUGGGAAAUAA